This is a messenger RNA of Lactuca sativa (garden lettuce), 1234 nucleotides long. RefSeq names its product methylsterol monooxygenase 2-2. Gene Ontology annotation, molecular function: iron ion binding; oxidoreductase activity. Gene Ontology annotation, biological process: lipid biosynthetic process. Lineage: Eukaryota; Viridiplantae; Streptophyta; Magnoliopsida; Asterales; Asteraceae. The record is from RefSeq and is a predicted model, not a curated record.
GACUUUUAGAGCACAACGUACAACUCCGAUACACACAUAAAAACCCUCCCCUGAAAAUCCCCCAAAAGCUCACUGUUAUCCGGGGGAAGUGAGGGAUUCGUGAAUGGACAAGUACAAGUGGAGUGCCCACGAGCCCUGAUUCAUUUCCACCAUCUGUUCUUUCGCUUUCUCUCUUGCUGUCAUCUGCUUUGGCUGGAUCCUGGCCGGAUUCCAUGGCUUCAAUCAUCGAAUCUGGUUGGACGUAUCUGAUCACAAAUUUCAGUGACUUUCAGUUGGCUUGCCUUGGAAGUUUUUUGCUUCAUGAAUCUGUUUUCUUCUUAUCUGGACUUCCUUUCAUUUACUUAGAAAGGGCAGGAUGGCUGAACAAGUACAAAAUUCAGAUGAAGAAUAACACCAAUGAAGCUCAAAAUAAAUGCAUCACUCGCUUACUAUUGUAUCAUUUUUGUGUCAAUCUCCCUGUUAUGAUUGCUUCAUAUCCUGUCUUCAGAUUCAUGGGAAUGAGAAGCAGUCUUCCAUUGCCAUCCUGGAAAGUAAUGUCUACACAGAUAAUAUUCUACUUCAUAGUUGAAGAUUUUAUAUUUUACUGGGGACACAGAAUUUUACAUACCAAAUGGCUGUAUAAGCAUGUCCACAGUGUCCAUCAUGAGUAUGCAACGCCUUUCGGAUUGACUUCAGAAUACGCACACCCUGCUGAAAUAUUAUUCCUUGGUUUUGCUACUAUUUUCGGUCCUGCCAUCACGGGCCCACAUCUCAUAACACUUUGGUUGUGGAUGGUGGUGAGAGUUCUUGAGACAGUUGAGGCACAUUGUGGUUAUCAUUUCCCAUGGAGCCCCUCAAACUUUCUUCCUUUAUACGGGGGUUCUGACUUUCAUGACUAUCAUCACCGACUCAUCUACACCAAAUCAGGGAACUACUCAUCAACUUUUGUCUACAUGGACUGGUUAUUUGGCACGGACAGUGGAUACAGAAAGCUGAAGGCAUUGAAGAGUGAAGAGGAAGCCAUGUUUAAAGAGAAUUGACUAAGGGGAGAAAAGGUUCCUUUUUAUUUUUUUUCUUGAAUGUGAUUUGUUUCUAGACUUUUAACAUUGUUGAUUUGAAAAUCCUUUUCAGAACCAAAAAGAAACUUGUUGAAUAACAAGUAUUGUUUUUUCUCCUUCAAAUCGUGUGCAUGAAAAAUGGUCGAUGAAUUGUAAUUUAUCUUUUGAGUGAAUUACAUUAUUGGUCCCUAAGCGUA